Molecule: messenger RNA, 615 nt
Organism: Protopolystoma xenopodis
Lineage: Eukaryota; Metazoa; Platyhelminthes; Monogenea; Polystomatidea; Polystomatidae
Source: the annotation of a GenBank genome assembly
AUGCCGUCACGGGUGCAUGAAUUGAUGUCGAUAUGCUGGCGUCAGAUCCCCGAUGAACGGCCUCGGUUCGGACAGCUUGUCGUUGAGUUGGCUCAUCUUCUCGGUCAAUCCCUGGAGCCAGAGUCAGACGAAGUUGUCAAGGCCUUGCCGCUUUCGCUUUCUACUGAACCGGUCUUGUCAUCAGCAGGCGCCAAGUCUACAUUUCGACCUGUCGAGCAGGCGCUCAGCGGCAUCUGGUCUCACGAGUCCAAAACUCCUCGCCCUAGCAACCGGCACUCGCGGACUACCCACUCUGCUAACUCGCCACGGCUUGAUACAAAUGAAUCUGCGGUUCAGCCCUCACAAGCCUGGCCGGCUACAUCGGCAUCUCAUGUGUCUGAUUCACGUCCCACCUCCGACUCGUCAUCACUAUUGCCGACUUCUGCCUCAUUCUCCUCCUCUUCAGAUUCCUCGUCAUCUUUUCCUUCUCCUCUGCCCUCCCCUUCGGCUCAGAUUCCAGUUUCCACUCUUUUUCAGGCAACCCAGCCAUCCCAGGCAUGGACUCAACAGUCAAGCCUGCGAAUACAUUCGAAAGUGUAUCCGUCCACCACAUCUUCGUCAAAUACAAUUCAGUGA